CGAGCAGGGCCGGUCCCCACAUACGCCAUUCGCACCUCCUUCCACCAACUGUGUUCUCGGCAAGAACGGGGAUUGCAAAUGUUGAUAUAUAACCUCCCUCACGGUUGUUGAACGCUGCGGUUGGACACUUGCAGUCUUGCAUCAUUCGAAUGGAAAGCCUGUCCAAGUGUGAGAGAACCUUUGACAAGAACUCAAGCACCUUGAGACAAAGGCGGUGUGACACCUGACCGCUGCCCACCAACAGGUAUCAAGGCCUUAAAUAGCAGCUGAAGCUCCCCUUGGAGGCCUUCCACCAGCAUCACAUCCACCUCAGCAAAUUUUAACCAUACCUUCACUCAUUAGACCAACUCUUGAUUAAAUUUAUCGCCCGACAUCAUGCUUUUCUCUACCAAAGUCGUUGUUUUCAUGGCCGCCCUCGCUGCCCAGGCCAGCGCUUCCACCAGCAAGCCAGCCCCUGGUGCUAUGGACAUGUCCACCCCCACCCCUGGCAGCGGUGAUUCCAGCAGUGCCCCACCAGCUGACAGCAGCGCCAACUCGACCGCGCCGGCUUCGCCAGCAGGAGGAAACAACUCCACCUCCGCUGCUCCUUCCACCGCCCCCACCGGCGCCGCCGCCCCAGCCAACAGCUCCAGCCCUUCAUCCGGAUCAGCUGUCUCCCCCACUGGGGCUGGUGCUCCAGUCCCCGGUGACAUGUCAUCUGGGCAAUGCAUGUGCCCACCAGUUCCCCAAUGUGGUGCCAACCCUGGCAGCCCUGGUCUCCCCAGCCCAGGCUCUUCGGCGCCAUCUCCCAGCCCUGCUGGCCCAGCUGGGCAACAAACCCCUGGAACCCCCGCUCCAGGAGCCCCAGCCAACGGAACUAACGGCGCUGUUUCCCCUGUCGGUACCACCCCAGGUGCCGGUGCCGGCCAACCCACCCCGACUGAAAACACCAACACCACUGAGGGAAGCGGCAGUCCUACUCUUCGCAACUCCUUCUCGCUUGCUGGUCUCUUGACCGCCGGAGCUGUUGCCUUGGCCCUCUAAGCCGAGCUCAUCCUCACUCACGCUAAACCCCAUUGCCGCUCAAUGUUGUCCUUACAUCCCCCCCUCAUCCCAUUCUUCUUUGUCUCUAUUCAUGGAUGUAAACCGAGCUUUGAAGUCUGCUUAAUAUGAAUCAACUUGACAAUAUUGCCCCUCUCUACCAUCAUGAUGCAACUUCAUCAUCCUAACUGGGUACCAACUGAGCUUUAAGUAACUGCGCCUUAUGCUAAAACCCGUUUUCUUCGGAGCAUGAGCAAUGGGCAUGAGA
Messenger RNA from Puccinia graminis f. sp. tritici CRL 75-36-700-3, 1288 nucleotides. RefSeq lists its product as uncharacterized. The record is from RefSeq and is a predicted model, not a curated record. The transcript is spliced from 6 exons. Lineage: Eukaryota; Fungi; Basidiomycota; Pucciniomycetes; Pucciniales; Pucciniaceae. Bases 376 to 1023 code for a protein of 215 amino acids.